This is a messenger RNA of Morchella sextelata, 1077 nucleotides long. RefSeq lists its product as uncharacterized. NCBI's taxonomy places the organism in Eukaryota, Fungi, Ascomycota, Pezizomycetes, Pezizales, Morchellaceae. Bases 1 to 1077 code for a protein of 358 amino acids. The transcript is spliced from 7 exons. The record is from RefSeq and is a predicted model, not a curated record.
AUGUCAGGCAUUCAAGAGGAGGCUACAAGCUUAACAAAGAGUUUGCCCAAGCUCGACAAUAUUAAGACUAAAUUCGGAUUCGGAAUUAAAGAUGGUCGGCCACCUACUCCAAAUGCUACCCCUCACCCCGAAGAUAUUGAAACCAUCACUGCUAAGGAAUGUUUGCAAAAUUUCAACAAGUUCAUUGACCACGAGAAGCCGGGUCUCAGGAGCUUCUACAGUGAGCAACAAUUAGAGAAACUCUCUGUUGAUGCCGCAGACAUGGUAAAUAAGCUUCGUAAAAAGAAAUGCGGGAAAGAGACGUCAAAGCAACUUUCGAUACUAUGUCUUUACGACCUGGUAAUGCUCAUUGAUGACUCCUCGUCCAUGAGCGAUGAAGAAGAUGGAAAUCGCAUAAAUAUACUCCUAAAGACGAUGAAAAAGAUCACUAUGGUGUAUGACCUAGCACGACCUGCGCCUGAUCAAGGGUUGGUAUCUGUUAAGUUCAUCAAUUGCAUGAAGGGGUACAAGAAUAUCGAUAACCGGCGGGUUUCACAUGUACUGAAGAAGCAUGCUUUCUGGGGAACAACGCAGAUCGGCUCAGCGUUGCAGAAAAAGGUGCUUGAUAACUUUGUCUUUAAUCCGAAUGCACCUAUGGAGAAGCCGCUCUUGGUCAUGACUAUUACCGACGGAGGGCCGGAAGGGGAAUCAAAGAAUCAUCUUCGGAAUGUCAUCGACCAAUGUGUGCAGAAGUUAGAGGCGCAAGGGGGUGCAGGAAAAGACGCUGUCGCCUUCCACUUUUCACGCGUUGGUAACGACAGCGGCGCCGCAAAUCUUCUCGCUGACCUUGACGAGUGUUGUGAAUCUGUGGACUGUUUGAGAGCCGAGUAUGCAUUAGAGAGACUUAGUGAUAAGGAAUCGCAGUGGGAUGUGUUACCGAAGCUGCUAUUAGGUGCAAUCGUUAGCACCAUCAACCAAAACGACGACGAAGAGCUGGGUAAGGCCGAAAAACCACCACCAGUACACGUUGAAAGUCUGGAAGAUGGGAUUAUAGAGUUAGAUGACAAUGAUUCUGAGGGUAGCGAUGAUGAUGACUGA